This is a messenger RNA of Cottoperca gobio, 3499 nucleotides long. It is a transcript of the gene afg3l1, whose product is annotated as AFG3-like AAA ATPase 1. Lineage: Eukaryota; Metazoa; Chordata; Actinopteri; Perciformes; Bovichtidae. The record is from RefSeq and is a predicted model, not a curated record. Gene Ontology annotation, cellular component: m-AAA complex; membrane. Gene Ontology annotation, biological process: mitochondrial protein processing. Gene Ontology annotation, molecular function: ATP hydrolysis activity; ATP binding; ATP-dependent peptidase activity.
CUCUCGUUGACAUUUCACGAUCUUAUUCAAUAACACUUGUUGGUUCAACACGAUGAAGUUCAUUGUGGGAAAUUAAAUCAAAAGCGUUUUGGACUAAAAUACCGGACACACGGCACGGGGAGGAUGUCUCAGCUGCUGAGGCUUCUCUCGGCGGCAGCUCUGCCUCUGUGGCGGGCUGGAGGAGCUCGGGCUCGGCUCUCUACGGUGAUCGCAGGACGGUUCUUCACUGUCGGAUACCGGAGCUCCGCUGUCCUGAACGUCUGUCGGACACCGACGAACGUCCUGUCCUGUUGCAGACUGCAGUCAGCGCAGCGCCGGCUGUACUCCGCUGAGCCCAAAGAUGGAAAAGGAGGAGAAGAAGCAGGAGGAGGAGGGAAAUCAUCAGGCGGAGGGAAAAGAGGAGGAAACGACUGGUGGAGUCGAAUGCAAAAGGGCGACGUCCCGUGGGACGAGAAGGAUUUCCGUUACUUGGCGGUCACUGUGGCCGGACUCAGCUCACUGCUGCUGUAUUCCUACUUCAGAGACACCGGCCGAGAGAUCAGCUGGAAGGACUUCGUCCACCGCUACGUGGGCAGAGGAAUAGUGGAACGUUUAGAGGUCGUCAACAAAGAGUUCGUCAGAGUCAUCCUGGUGCCGGGAGCCAACGCUGAGGCGAGCAACAUCUGGUUCAACAUCGGCAGCGUGGACUUGUUUGAGAGGAACCUGGAGGCGGCGCACACGGAGCUCGGCCUGGAGCUGUCGAGCCGACCCGGCGUCAUCUACAGCAGCGAGUGGGACGGCUCCUUCCUGCUCAGCAUGAUUCCCCACAUGCUGCUGAUCAUCGUCAUGUUAUAUUUGAUGCGGCGAGGAAUAAUGGGAGGAGGCGCCGGCGGUGGGAAGGGCGGGCUCUUCAGCAUGAGCCAGUCCACGGCGAAGAUGAUGAAGGACAACAUUGAAGUGAAGUUCAAGGACGUGGCCGGCUGCGAGGAGGCCAAGCUGGAGAUCCUCGAGUUCGUCAACUUCCUGAAGAACCCGCAGCAGUACCAGGACCUCGGGGCCAAGAUCCCCAAGGGGGCUGUGCUGUCCGGACCUCCUGGGACAGGGAAGACUCUGCUGGCUAAAGCCACCGCCGGAGAGGCCAACGUCCCCUUCAUCUCCGUCAACGGCUCCGAGUUCCUGGAGAUGUUCGUGGGCGUCGGUCCUGCCAGGGUGAGGGACAUGUUCGCCAUGGCGAGGAAGAACGCUCCCUGCAUCCUCUUCAUCGAUGAGAUCGACGCUGUGGGGAGGAAGAGGGGCGGCGGGAACUUCGGGGGUCAGAGUGAACAAGAGAACACCCUGAACCAGCUGCUGGUGGAGAUGGACGGCUUCAACACGGUGAAUAACGUGGUGGUGCUCGCCGGAACCAACAGACCCGACAUCCUGGACCCUGCACUGAUGAGACCGGGACGCUUCGACAGACAGAUCUACAUCGGUCCUCCAGACAUUAAGGGCCGAGCGUCCAUCUUUAAAGUCCACCUGCGGCCGAUCAAACUGGACCCCAACAUGGACAAAGACGUCCUCGCCAGGAAGAUGGCCGCCGCCACGCCGGGAUUCACCGGAGCCGACAUCGCCAACGUCUGCAACGAGGCGGCGCUGAUCGCUGCCCGACACCUGAACAUGUCCGUCAACGGCAAACACUUCGAACAGGCCAUCGACCGCGUCAUCGGAGGUCUGGAGAAGAAGACGCAGGUUCUGCAGCCGACAGAGAAGAAGACGGUCGCUUUUCACGAGGCGGGGCACGCCAUCGUGGGCUGGUUCCUGCAGCACGCCGACCCGCUGCUGAAGGUGUCGAUCAUCCCGCGGGGGAAGGGUCUGGGUUACGCUCAGUACCUGCCCAGAGAGCAGUACCUGUACAGCAAGGAGCAGCUGUUCGACAGGAUGUGCAUGAUGCUGGGGGGCCGCGUGGCUGAGCACGUCUUCUUCGGCAGGAUCACCACCGGAGCUCAGGACGACCUGAAGAAGGUCACGCAGUCGGCCUACGCUCAGGUGGUGCAGUUUGGGAUGAGCGAUAAGGUGGGGCAGGUGUCCUUCGACCUGCCCCGGCAGGGGGAGAUGGUCAUGGAGAAGCCGUACAGCGAGGCCACGGCCGAGCUGAUCGACCAGGAGGUCCGAGACCUGGUGGAGCGAGCGUACCAGAGAACGCUGGAGCUCAUCAACGACAAGAAAGAGCUGGUGGAGCUGGUGGGGCAACGCCUCCUGGAGAAGGAAGUCCUGGUCAAAGCGGACAUGUUGGAGCUGCUGGGCCCGCGGCCGUUCGAGGAGAAGUCGACGUACGAGGACUUUGUGGACGGCACGGGGAGCUUCGAGGAGGACACGAGUCUGCCGGAGGGCCUCCGAGACUGGAACCAGGAGAGAGCAGAGCCGGCGGAGGACACGGAGCCGUCCCGGGACAAACAGCACGCCGUGUAGCGGGACGCUCGCUCACAUCCGCGCUGCUGCCAAAACAACUGAAUGCUGCCUCAGUUUUAUAGAACCUGAGAGGGAAUCAUCUCCUGAAGUUAAUAAUGCCAUCAAUUCACUUUGUUUCCCUCUGGUUAAUAAUUCAGAACUCAACAUGGAUCUGAUUUUCAGUUGUGGACCGAGACGCGUGGAGAUAUUUCAAAUUUUGUUUAAAAAAAAGUCAUUUACGAGCAGAUGACGUCAUCACAGGAACGUUCCUGAGAACACCCGGCUCAGGAACGUUCCUGAGAACACCCGGCUCUCCGGUUAGGUGUGGAGUUCAUUUCAUGAAGUCUGAGAUCAGGAAGAAUCUCCCAAUCGUCUUCAAACUGACGACUGAAUGAGAUUUGUAUUUCUUGUAUCUCCUACUCCCUGACGAACGAGGCAGAAGAACAUUCUGAACGUUUCUAGAGUUUUAAAUAUGUUGAAGUUUUGUUUCCUGAACGUUUGUGUGUUCAGCGUAUGAAACAGUCGCUCGACGCUGGGAUCAGACGGCUCCAUGUGUGGAAACGUUAAUAUUAAGUUCUGAUGAUUUUAAAGGAACAAACAUCGACUCGAAAGGUUUCGUGCUUCAUGUUUCCUCAAACUGAGGAGAAACUUUUAUUUAACGUUUUUAAUCCUCACAUUAAAGAACAAUGUGUGGAGCUGGAUUAUAAAUAACUAUUAUAAGUUCAUUUAUUUCAGCAGUUUAUCUCCUAAAGUAAGAAAUAAAAUGUCCCGAUGUAAAGUUUUGUUCUUUUGGGUUAAAAUGCAGCGAAUAUUAAGUUUGUGAUUAAAAGUUAUUUCACGUUUAAACUCAGUUAUUGGUUCCAGAUGAAAUUUAAAGACGCGUUAAUGUGAAAUGAUGGAGUAUGAAUUCAGACGUGUCGCUGCAGCCACAUAUUUACACAAACAUGUAUUUAAGAUUUGAUUUAAUAACAAUUUAUAAUUUAAACCAAGUGUCUGUUUGAACAUUUUAAAACCGAAUGUUUGUCAGAGUCUCGGGAUGAAUAAAGUUUUGCUUUAUUUUAGACUCUAUAAUAAACUCACAGUUUGCAAAGUA